Molecule: messenger RNA, 3037 nt
Organism: Annulohypoxylon truncatum
Lineage: Eukaryota; Fungi; Ascomycota; Sordariomycetes; Xylariales; Hypoxylaceae
Product: kinase-like protein
Exons: 2
Coding region: 89-2839 (916 amino acids)
Biological process (GO): chromosome segregation; protein localization to kinetochore; mitotic spindle assembly checkpoint signaling
Cellular component (GO): kinetochore; spindle; nucleus
Molecular function (GO): ATP binding; protein serine/threonine/tyrosine kinase activity; protein serine/threonine kinase activity
Source: RefSeq, a predicted model, not a curated record
UAUCCGCUUGAGCUUCCCGCUCCUUUUGUUUUUCAAACCCCAUAACGUGUACAUAUACCAUUACAAUAAACCAACAGUUUACAUCGCAAUGGCCUCCGCUUUACCGGCCGCCUCCGCGUCCGGUCACCAAUCUGGUGCAGUAACAAGAAAAUCGUCUCUCAGAUCGGGAUUGAGAAGACCACAGAUAAAUCGCGCCGAAUCGAAUCCGGUAUCCUCUGCAGCUCACGGUCCCAAGUCGCAAUUUGCGGGAAAUGACAGCUCCGAUGACGAGAUACCUGUGCCUAUGAAGCUCAGUGCUCUGACCAAAGCUCUUCUCAACGACGAAGGACCUGAACAAGAGAAGGAUAAUGGACGCGUUCUGAGAACCCGGGGCCAGAGCCAUCGACCUUCGUCGCCGGUCCGCGCUGAGCCAGAGAAACCUAUGAAAAGACGUAGUGUUUUGAGUUCAUCAGUGACUUCGAAUGGAGAAGAGAGGAGACAUACUCGUGCUAGCAGCGCACAGGUUCCAUCGCGACAGUCUUCUCCUGUCAGAAGCCAACCUAGUAGAGAAAGCAGUCCAGUCAGAAAACGGGUGGUUCGAUUAAGCGCUGCGUCGGGAAACUCGGCAUCUGCUUCUGCUUCUCAAGUUAAACCUGCGAAGAGGAGGUCAACAUCGACGUCGCUCGCAGCCUCGCGGAAUGGAAAUCGACCUCCUAGCCGAGCUGAUAGUAGCAUGGCCGAGGAGAAGGCCAACGCAUCGGAAAUAAAGGACAAGGACUUGAACACGCCAGCCCAGCAGGGACGAGUGGUCAGGAUUGCUGUUAGUUCUUCGGGUGGUAGGGGUCGCUCGGGCUCUUCAGCUCAAUCUUCUCGACCAAAUGACCUUGCCUCCUCUUUCCAUUCUCACGCCGUGCAGUCUGACGAGAAUGACGGCCCCGAGGUUCCGCGAACUGCUCCACGGCAAACUGGGUCGUCUAAUCCGGGUAGCGCCUCUAGGCCAGGCUCUAACGGAUAUAGAAGUCGACAUGAAGAAAACCAAGGAGUACAGAGCUCGAUGCGUGUCAAGAGAGUAGGAAAGGUUCCCGGCAGCUUCCUCAGCGGCCCGGCGCGUCGAGGACGAAGGAGACAAAGUGAGGAGGAUGCCGAAAACGAAGGAGAGCCACUUCAGUCUAGCCAGGAACCGGAUGGACAGCAGCCUCAAAAUGCAAACGAUUACGAACAAGGGGACAAUUUGGCAUCAUCAUAUUAUGUACCGGAUCGUCUUGCUUCGGGGAGCCCUGUUAGCUCCAGGGGCUCUGCGAGGGCAUCCCAACGGAGGGACCUAUCGUCUGCGGAAGAGAACGGACGAGCGCUGCGCUCGCGACAGACGUCUCCCGAGCAUGAUGAAAUUCCCAUUCCGCAUUAUCGAAUCCCGCCUCCUAAGCCAGAAAUGCCUGCGAAAAACGAUCAAGAAAAUGAGGCCCCACCCACCUUCAGGAGAAAUAAGCCUGCUGUUAACAGCUUCCUAGAGAAGUUGGAUAAAGAUAUACCCAAGAUCUCCGCCUUAUCUGCUCGUCCCAUGAGCGCUAUUGAUGUACCUUCGAGCGCCUUGCGUCCUACCUCGCCCGAGCGCAAGGCUUUGGGCUCAUUGAGCCAAAACACGCCUCGUAGGGCAGCCCCAGCACCCCCGCCCAAGAUGUCCAUCCUCGAGGCUGCCACAUCCACAGCCGGAGCAGCGACCACUGUCGGGGCGGCAAAACGACGUAACUAUAUGAAGGUUAACGGCAAAUGCUAUACCAGACUGGACUCUCUAGGUCGUGGAGGAAGCGGAAAGGUGUACCGCGUGGCAGCCGACAACGGCAAAAUGUUCGCGUUAAAGCGUGUCUCCAUCGAAGGCGCUGACGAGAACACCGUCCGAGGUUACAAGGGCGAGAUUGAUCUUCUCAAGAAGUUGAAUAACGUGGAACGAGUUAUUACUCUGUACGACUACGAGAUGAACGAAGAGAAGCAGGUCCUCAGUUUGCUUAUGGAGAUGGGUGAGUUAGACCUUAACACGCUCCUCCGUCUGCGGCUCUCUCCCGAGAACGCCAAGUUUGAUCCGGUCUUCGUCCGGUACUACUGGCAAGAGAUGCUCGAGUGCCUGGCGUCGGUUCACGCUCACGAUAUCGUGCACUCGGACCUGAAACCGGCCAACUUCGUAGUCGUCCAAGGCCGUCUGAAGCUCAUCGACUUCGGCAUCGCCAACGCGAUCCAGACGGACGAGACUGUCAACGUGCACCGCGAGACCCAGAUCGGCACGCCCAACUACAUGAGCCCGGAAAGCCUGAUCGACUCGAACGCGACGGACGCGGCGGGCCACCGCAUCAGCUCCAUCACCAACCCUCCGCGGCCCAAGCUCAUGAAGCUCGGCAAGCCGAGCGACAUCUGGAGCCUGGGCUGCAUCCUGUUCCAGAUGGUGUACGGCACGCCGCCGUUCGGCCACAUCCCGAACCAGAUGGCGCGCUGCCACGCCAUCAUCAACUGGCAGUACGACAUCGAGUUCCGGGAUCGCGGGAUCGGCGGCGCGCCCGUGCCCCCCUCCCUCAUCCGCACGAUGAAGCGCUGCCUCACGCGCGACCUUCACCUGCGACCCACGUGCGAGGAGCUGCUGUCGCGCUCGGACCCGUUCUUGUACCCCGUCGAGGCGCCCGAGGGCACCCUGCCCAUCACGGAGGAGCUCCUCGGUAGGAUCAUCCAGAGCGUCGUGACGCGCUGCCGCGAGCGCAUGCCCACCGAGGCUGAGGCCCUGAGCGUCUGGCCCCAGGCCUACUGGGGCAGCGUCGCGAAGGCUGUGGGUAGGGAUGUGGGCGCGAGGAGUACUGGGACGCCGGAGGCGAGGUAGUAGUGUUGGAUUUGGGAGAGGCUUAGAAAUAAAGACAUAAAAGAAGGGACGGGGACGAUGAGAGGAGAGGAAUAAAAUACAGUUAAUACCUACGACUUAUGAAAAGGGGAGAGGGAGUUAAAAGAAGAGAUACUCAAAUCGGGGGUUGAAUUGUAAGAGGAGGGAGGUGAGACGGACGGUGGCCUGGUUGUAUAAGGU